UGAGGCGUCUACUUGAAGAGAUCUGAUGGCGCGUUUUUGGGACGACAAGAACGGCAUGGAUUCCGAUGAAGACUUACGGCAGGGUGCGGCUGAGUGAUUGCAGAUUGUUGAAGAUGGAGGUCGCCGUCUGCAUGAGGUCGUGGAUAUUCUGCUUUCGAGCCAGGGGGGUCAGCUAGGGACUGUAGGGGGGACGGUUUCGCUGGCGCCAUGGCUGGAGGACAAGAUGCAGGCCAUGCUUGAUAUUAUUUGGGAGUUGGAGGGGCCGGCCCCUCCACUCGAUGAGUUUGUGGACUGGCAUCGGGCUGGCCUGCUCAUGCAUGUAUGCUACGACAUCUUCAGGAUAGGGCAGGAGCGUUGUGCUACUUUGGAGAUAGGAUUGCAGGGCGGCUCCGACGGAUUGACGCCGACAUCGCCUGCGACAACAAUUGAGAAAAUCAGCGGCAACAACAGAUUCUACAACGACAACGAAUGCAACGACAACGAUAACAACGACAUCAUUGACAGAGGCAACAAUAGCCUCAACAUCAAUAACGACUGCAAUGAUUAUGAUGACAAAGACAUCAUCAACAGCCGCGGUGGUGGCGAUAACACAGACGAUGGUGCCAACAAAAACAACAAUGACAACAAUCAGUUCGAAGAUAACAAUUACAUCAAAGACAUCAACCACAGUUUUUUUGGGGCAACGAGCGAUAACUGUGGAGAUGAAAUCGAUAAGAAAGAGAUCAUAGACACUAAUGGUGCUAUUGGGAUUGCCGGCGUCACUUACAAUGAUAGCGCUGAUGAUAAUCACAGCUGCAAUAAUAGUCAUGGUUAUGGCGAUGAGGCCAAGGAGGAUAUGGAGAUUGAGCGUGGAAGCGGUGGGGCGUUCGGAGCUGCUGUUUGGCAAAGGAUGGGCGUGGGGUAGUUCGUUGCGUGAGGAGUUGCCCGGUCCGCAAUUCCACUCAGGGAUUGGUUAGGUUUUCUGUUGUCAUCUUUGGUC
Molecule: messenger RNA, 979 nt
Organism: Chara braunii
Lineage: Eukaryota; Viridiplantae; Streptophyta; Charophyceae; Charales; Characeae
Source: the annotation of a GenBank genome assembly